Molecule: messenger RNA, 2267 nt
Organism: Patiria miniata (bat star)
Lineage: Eukaryota; Metazoa; Echinodermata; Asteroidea; Valvatida; Asterinidae
Exons: 5
Coding region: 206-1657 (483 amino acids)
Biological process (GO): netrin-activated signaling pathway
Cellular component (GO): membrane
Molecular function (GO): protein binding; netrin receptor activity
Source: RefSeq, a predicted model, not a curated record
UUUAUUCCCAUAUGACAGUUCUAGCGCAGCCCAUUCCGAAGUGCCAUUAGUUCAGGUCAGUCGAGCUAAGGAGAGCAACUUGAACGUCUACCAUGAGCCCAGUUACGAGCGAGGCGCCCAAGCAGUUUCCAUCCCUCUAUCUGAAGAUUUGGACUCCGCUAAUUCCAUUCAGGUCCUCAGGGGAAAAGAUCCAUUCUGGCUGGUCAUGAUUGGCCAGUUUGGCCCAGAAGGAGGCAUCCUGUGCUGCGAAGACUCUGAUUUCAUCUUAGAGAUUCCCCCGGGCGCUAUUCCUCCUGAUCGCCGAGACCAGCUCAUAAUAGCUAGGAUUUCUCUGUGUCCAGACUCUAUUGGACCCAAGCUGACAGACCCCGACUCCUUGUGGCUCGGUCCUCUCGUCGAACUGGAAUCUCCUGGUCUGGACAGAUUCCAUAAAAAUGUCAAGAUCAGGCUCCCGCAUCGCGCUCGACUGCAGCCCGGCUGGACCUUCAGUGUGCAUUACACAGAUCCCACCGCUGACACCAAGUACAACUGCCAGACCGAUACCACUCCUUCCACUGUUGAUCAAGAUCCUGAGGCCGCCACAUUCCUUCUUGAUGAAGACACCGAUACCAAGCCAAAGUGGAAUUGUGUGGAGCAGAAGUGGCACUCGGGUAUUAAGGAAGAAAAGGCUUCAAAAGAUGUGACCAGGGUAACCUUUACGGUCGACGAGAACUACGUAAACAUCUUAUCCUCUCACUUCUCCGAGUAUGUCUGCUCAGGGUGCAGUAAAACACAUCCUCUAAACCUGGAGGCUGUUGUGUUUUGGCAACACUACAAGGCCGAAGGUCUCGAUCAGAUGGAUCUCAAGGUCUACAUCAUUGAUAUAAUUAAGGAUACACGCAAAGUCAGCGUUGAAAGUAACGAGAGAUCCAGCAAACAGGUAGGCGCCAAGAGCGGCAUGACAGCAUACUCCUCACUCAGCUUGGAAUAUACGUCUGGUGUGGCUUCGUCGCUUGGCAUCUGUGUAGACGAGGAGUGCAUGGGUGACGACAGGAAGUGGAGUUUGAAAUCUUACAAUGGAAGACUCCCGGCUAAGCGAGUGAUGUCAGUCGAAUCAGUCAUUCGUGGUUGCUGUUCAUCCCACCUGUCUACUCGAGAGAUGUUCACCUUCGUUCCCAGGGACCCUUCCAAGCAACUCAGCUUUUUCCAAGCGAUGGUUUGCAUCAGUCAACCAAACUCACCGGAAGGGGACCCGACCCCAAUACUUGUGACUGUUCCCCUUACUAAGGGAUAUGCUGUUAACAACAAUAACAAGGUCUGCAGUGAAGGCCAACCCAUCAGCGACGACCAAAUGGACUUCGUCGGCGAGCGACUGCCCUGCAGCAAAUGGCCCACUCUCUACCGCAAACUGAUAAGAAAGGGGGCCAACAAGGGCAUCGAAGAGAUCAAGCUCACACAUCCCAACAACCCCCGAGAGCAGAUCCAGUGCGCCCUCGUCAGCUGGAGGAGCAGCAACGGUCGCAUGGCAACGGUGGAGCAACUCAUCACAGCUCUUCAGCAAGCGAAGCUUGAAGACCUUGCUGAUGAGCUGUUGUCGUAUUGCCAAGACGACGCAGAGGGAGCAGAAGAGGUUUCCACACCCACCGAUACACGUCUGGUUAUGGAAACACAUCUCUAGGGGCCUCGUACAAUCAGUCGUAGUCCAAUUAUUCAAAACAGGGUUUGAAUCUCACUGACAAAUGAACAUGAUACUAAGGAUAUGUGGUCAAAAAGACAUCAUAAAAUCAUAAAAUCCUGUGUGUAGGCUCAACGUAAAAGGGCCUGUAGGCCUACACAAGUUUGACUGCAUAUGAGCUCGGUUUAAUAUACGAAGUGCUCGCACCCCCAAAGGAAAUAAAAUAUUUUGCUAAUGUUCAAAAAGUCCUUUACACCCAAGGAUUAACCAACUAUUAUUGGUUCCCCAAGACCUAAUUGGUUCCCCAACCCAACCCUGAGUCAAACGUGACAGACUGGAAAUUAAGUAAUACGAAAACACCCCAAACCCGGCAUCUUUACGAGCACAGUCUCUUAGAAAGAGCGCCUUUGAUUGGGAUGGAGCCCCCAUUUUCCAUAUGCUACAACCCUUGUGUCUUGAAAUUCCUGCUCCCUGCUAGCCCAAUAUUCACAUGAAGAAUUCAUUUACAAAGUACCUUGUAAAUCCUUAUAAAGGUGCUACAUAAUGGGUCUCAUGGUUCUCGUUAUAAACUUGAGGCCUCCAUGGAAAGCAGUGCCUUGCGCUGAUUGGAGUU